This is a messenger RNA of Acanthaster planci (crown-of-thorns starfish), 1237 nucleotides long. Its product is annotated as transmembrane protein 179B-like. The record is from RefSeq and is a predicted model, not a curated record. NCBI's taxonomy places the organism in Eukaryota, Metazoa, Echinodermata, Asteroidea, Valvatida, Acanthasteridae.
CACACGCAGCGCGCGCUGACCCGGACAUGUGUGGAAAAUCUGCCAUUGCAUGUAUUGUACCGUUUGCACUGCAGCUUGACAACGAGCAGUUCAAACGCUUGAGAGAGAAUUGCUUCCGUGUUCUGGUGUGGUGACCGUGGUAGCGUGGAUAGACGAGCCUGACUUCUUUUAGCCGGCCACUCCAGAGAUAUUACAUGCCCACGAUAUAACCUUGUUUCAUCACUGGUUUGUCGUAAUACCUAAACUGAAGAGUGAUGCCUGCCAAAACGACCAUCGUCAACAUCGUGGAGGUCGGCGUUCUGUUGGUGGCUCUCGGAUGUGGAAUGGCGGCAUCCAUAAUGAUUGGGGUAACUUCGACUCAGAUGGGCGGCUGUGUUCUGAAGGCUUCUGUCGCUCGACUGGACUCCAAGCGUUUUACAGUCACGCACUCUAGCCAAUCCCGUUGCCAGUUCUGUCUGGUGACGCAGGUGGUUGGUAUCCUGCUGGCGCUGGUGUUCAUCGCGUAUCGGAUCCAGGUCAUCUGUCGGGGAAAACUGGAAAUACAAGCGUGCGGCCGGUUUGUUGUCACCAUUGUCUUUGGUGUCAUGGCCUUCUUCGUCCUUGUGGAGGCGUGUCUGGUGACGGUCGGGCUGAAGACAUUUUGCAAUAAUCUGCUGGACUUGGAAGGCGCUGCUCGGCCCAAUACGUGUGCCGGGUUUCAGCGAGGUGUUGAUUGGAAAGCUAUCGACGGUUCAGCGUUUUAUUAUAAUCUCACUACAGCUGAGGCCGCAUCUUGGAUUUCCCUGUUGUGUUGGCUCUGUCUGACGGGAAUCUCCUUGGUAACCAGUUUCUGCCUCAACAGGCGCAUCAGGGCUCUUGCACGGGCUCAGCACACUGCACAAGCCAAGCCAGUCGUAACUUAGAAAAUUGUACAGUUCUAGGUUACAAGCGUGGUCUCACCACAGUAAUGGCGGAAAUAAAGUAAAAAGUCAAGUGAAUAACAAAAUAAUGGUGAAUUGUGCAUUACUCAACUGUGCAUUCCGUCGCGGAUCGCACCGUUGUGGGAUAUUAAACGUGUUCUCUGCAGUCUUGUGAAAUAUGGAAAUAGUACUUAAAAUCAGAAUAGGAUUCUUCAUACAACAUUACCCUCAAAUUGUACGGGCUUGUGUGAUUGCCGAGAAAAGGAAAGUGGAGAACCAAAAUUUCACCCCCAGGGACCGAGCGGUUGGAGCGCCAGCCCCACCGCCAAGAAAUGAGA